ACGAGACGCACAAGAUGGCGGCGGCUCUGGGGUGACCGCAGCCGCGGGGUGGAGGCGCCAUGGCGAAGAAUAAGAAUACAGGCCACAAAGGGUCCUAUGGCUACCAGAAGCUGAAAGAAAGAGAACCAAGAGCUUGCAUCCGAUUCAAAUGUGCGCUCACAAACACCAUCUUAGAUAUCCUGCGUCGGAGACCAGGAUGGGUUGAAGUAAAAGAGGAGGGUGAGUGGGAUUUUUACUGGUGUGAUGUCAGCUGGCUUCGGGAGAAUUUUGACCAUACCUACAUGGAUGAACAUGUUCGCAUAUGCCACUUCCGGAACCACUAUGAGCUGACUCGUAAGAAUUACAUAGUGAAGAACCUGAAGAGGUUUCGGAAGCAGAUAGAGAGAGAGGCAGGAAAGCUGGAGGCAACAAAAUGUGACUUUUUCCCCAAGACCUUUGAGAUGCCAUCAGAGUACCACUUGUUUGUGGAAGAAUUUCGCAAGAAUCCUGGCAUCACCUGGAUUAUGAAACCAGUUGCCAGGUCACAAGGGAGAGGCAUUUUUCUGUUCCGAAAACUCAAGGAUGUCAUUGACUGGAGGAAGGAUGGGGUCCGUACAGAUGAUCAGAAAGAUGAAACUCAAGUAGAGAAUUAUGUAGCUCAGUGCUAUAUUGAAAACCCAUAUUUAAUAGGCGGUCGAAAGUUUGACUUGAGAGUUUAUGUUCUAGUGAUGUCUUACAUCCCGCUGAAGGCCUGGUUAUACCGGGAUGGCUUUGCUCGCUUUUCCAACACACGCUUCACUCUAAGCAGCAUAGAUGAUCAUUAUGUGCAUCUCACCAAUGUAGCAGUGCAGAAGACUGCACCUGACUAUGAUCCAGAGAAGGGCUGCAAGUGGAUGAUUCAGCGGUUCCGACAGUACCUGACUGCUAAGCAUGGGGCAGAAGUGGUGGAGACUCUUUUUGCAGAAAUGGACAACAUUUUCAUCAAGAGCCUACAGAGUGUUCAGAAAGUGAUCAUCAGCGACAAACACUGUUUUGAACUGUAUGGAUACGACAUCCUGAUAGACCAGGAUCUCAAGCCCUGGCUUCUUGAGGUUAAUGCUUCUCCCUCCCUCGCUGCCAGUAGUCAGGAGGACUAUGAGCUCAAGUGUCACCUUCUCAAGGACACUUUGCAUAUUGUGGACAUGGAGGGCAGGCUGACAGGGAAGGAGAAGCGUAUUGGGGGCUUUGACCUGAUGUGGAAUGAUGGUCCGGUCAGUAGAGCAGAAGGGAAUGUGGAUACACCAGUAAAUGGAAGCUUCCUGGCAAACACACAUUUAGGCUACAACAAUGACAGGAAAAAACAGCUGAAGCAGCUCUUCAAACCUCUUCAUACCCAACAGAAAGUUUAAUGCUGAUCCAGAGCAUGAGGCAAGAGAAGUCACUGAGGAUUGAGCUCUUUCACUCCCUCAACCUCAUAUUGUACAGCUGCCAUUCUCAUUUGUCUCUGGACAGUUUCGCUGCCUCAGCAUAUGACUGCUGGCCAUGUCUUGGUUCCUUAGGAUUUUCCCUGCAUGGGAAUAUUAGUUAACAAAUGAAUCCCGUUCAUAAGCCAGAGCAACAAUAGAAGUGCGUUGGCUUUUAACUUGGACAUGAUGCAAUCAGGUAUUUUGGUUAUGUUUUGUUGUGGUUGACCAGUUCUUCAGUAAAGAAUUAAUCUGUUUUGUUCCACAGCGCAGGCUGUAACAAGGCUGUCAACUGGCUACUACAUACAACUAUAGAUCAGCUGUACAUGCCACAUUGCAGACAAAAAGCACUCCUAUCCAUCACUGACUCUGUAUACAUUGCAAUGGAUAUGAAUAAAAUAUUUAAUGCCUCA
Molecule: messenger RNA, 1834 nt
Organism: Gopherus flavomarginatus (Mexican gopher tortoise)
Lineage: Eukaryota; Metazoa; Chordata; Testudines; Testudinidae
Gene: TTLL9
Product: tubulin tyrosine ligase like 9
Exons: 14
Coding region: 60-1367 (435 amino acids)
Biological process (GO): microtubule cytoskeleton organization; protein polyglutamylation
Cellular component (GO): cilium
Molecular function (GO): tubulin binding; tubulin-glutamic acid ligase activity
Source: RefSeq, a predicted model, not a curated record